Messenger RNA from Cottoperca gobio, 2532 nucleotides. It is a transcript of the gene dmap1, whose product is annotated as DNA methyltransferase 1 associated protein 1. Lineage: Eukaryota; Metazoa; Chordata; Actinopteri; Perciformes; Bovichtidae. The record is from RefSeq and is a predicted model, not a curated record. The coding region runs from base 388 to 1842 and encodes 484 amino acids. Gene Ontology annotation, cellular component: NuA4 histone acetyltransferase complex; nucleus; Swr1 complex. Gene Ontology annotation, biological process: negative regulation of transcription by RNA polymerase II; DNA repair; chromatin remodeling. The transcript is spliced from 10 exons. Gene Ontology annotation, molecular function: transcription corepressor activity.
ACCUCAAGGGGGCAGCAGUCAAUGAUAGAGUAGUAUGGUUACAGCGACGUUAGCGGGGACGGAAGUAGUGUCGCUUUAGUUUGCUAGCUACUCACCUAGCCUUAACAAUAGCUUGUGAAUAUUCGUAAUAACUGUCCUUGUAGCUUUCACGUUUGGCAGAAACGUUCACGGCAAUAUUAAGAAAACAAGUCUUGUAAAAUCGCUACUUGGCUGUUUGCAGCUCUGUGUAAGUAAACGUAUCUUAGAAAUGACAACGUUAGCGUUAGCCUUUAGCUAGGAGCGUAUUCGUUGGACAGUACCGCUUCGCUGAAUGAGCGCAUGUGAAUGAAUGAACAGUAUUUACGUUUGACAGGUUGUUAGCAACGUUAAUUACCGACAUAUUUAGUCAUGACUACUGGGGCUGAUGUCCGGGAUAUUCUGGAGUUGGCUGGAGCGGAUAAUGACGGUCCUAUCAGCAAGAAAGAUCUCAUCAACUCAGACAAGAAAAAAACCAAGAAGACAACAGAAACGCUGACCUUCAAGAGACCGGAGGGAAUGCACCGAGAGGUCUAUGCUCUGCUCUAUUCAGAUAAAAAAGAUGCGCCCCCUUUGCUGCCCAGUGAUACUACUCAGGGCUACAGGACCGUCAAAGCCAAGCUGGGCUGUAAAAAAGUGCGUCCCUGGAAAUGGAUGCCGUUUUCCAAUCCAGCUCGCAGGGACGGGGCUAUAUUCCACCACUGGAGACGUGUGGCAGAGGAGGGCAAGGACUACCCUUUUUCCCGCUUCAACAAGACAGUGCUGGUGCCAGUGUACUCUGAGCAGGAGUAUCAGAUGCAUCUUCAUGACGAUGGCUGGACUAAGGCAGAGACAGACCACCUGUUUGACCUGAGCAAGCGCUUUGACCUGCGCUUCGUUGUUGUCCACGACCGUUACGACCACCAGCAAUACAGAAAACGUUCUGUGGAGGACCUGAAAGAACGAUAUUAUAGUAUUUGCGGUAAGCUGACCAAGGUGCGUGCAGCUUCAGGGACAGAGCCCAAGAUCUACAUCUUUGAUGCCGGGCACGAGAGACGCCGUAAAGAGCAACUUGACAAGCUCUUUAACCGCACACCUGAACAAGUGGCAGAAGAGGAAUAUCUUAUGCAGGAGCUGAGGAAGAUUGAGACGAGAAAGAGAGAGCGUGAGAAGAAGGCCCAGGAUCUGCAGAAACUCAUUAAAGCAGCGGACACGACCACAGAGUUGAGACGAGCCGAAAAGAGAGUUUCCAAGAAGAAGCUCCCACAAAAAAGAGAAACAGAAAAACCGGCUGUUCCAGAAACAGCUGGCAUCAAGUUCCCUGACUUCAAAUCAGCGGGAGUCACACUGCGCAGUCAGAGGAUGAAGCUGCCAAACUCUGUAGGCCAGAAGAAGAUCAAGGCCAUUGAGCAGAUCCUGCAGGAACAAGGAGUCGAUCUGAACCCCAUGCCCACAGAGGAGAUCGUUCAGAUGUUCAAUGAGCUGCGCAGCGACCUGGUGCUGCUGUAUGAGCUGAAGCAGGCCCACAGCAACUGUGAAUACGAGCAGCAGAUGCUGCGCCAUCGCUACGAGGCCCUCAUGAAGGCCGGCAACGGAGGCGGGUUUGGUGGAACUAUAGGGAUCUUACCAGCUGCCGUAACACAGGGUGGAGAACUCAAUGCCAUCAACAGCACUACAGCAUCCACCCCGGGGGGGGAAGCUCCGUCCUGGCCCUGUGCUGACGACAUCAAGGUGGAAGCCAAAGAGCAAAUCAUCGAUGUUGUAGGAGCGCCACUCACCCCCAACUCUCGCAAACGGAGAGAGUCGGCGUCCAGCUCGUCUUCAGUGAAGAAGGUGAAGAAGCCUUGAUGAGCACGAGAGCGCCGGCUGGUUGAGGGUGGAGGACGUGCAAGUUACUCCGGUCACAGUGGAGACACCACGAGUAUUAUGGUUGGACAUCAGAGACACUGGGGAGCAGGACACCACAUUGCUGUCCACUUACGUAGAAGCCCCACUGACUACACACACACACACACACACACACACACACACACGCAACCUUUCACCGACCAGCGAGAGACCUCUCCAACCCCUCCCCAUCUGGCCCGGCCAGCAUCUUUGUGACAAAGGCAACAACUGAGUGACAUUUCAUUCCAUUACCGCCCGUCCCCCGGCCUCCACCAUUGCUCAGCAUCAGAUGAGGCGAGAUCAACUGUAAAUUGCCCGGCUGAGCUAAUCGGGACACGGGGAAGAAGGUGGGAACGACUGGGUAAUUGAAAUGAAUUGGAAUGAAAGAAGAGACUCUGGGAGUGGGAGGACCUUGAGCUGCAACGCUCACUUGACCCAUCUUGAGUUUUUUUUCCCGCCGCCUAAUCAUGCCAUAGUGUUUACUGGAAAUGUGUUUUUGUGUUAGCCUUUAGUACCGGCUGGAGCUCCCAGAGUGCACCUGGCUCUGUGAUAGACGCUUUCUGUUGAGCUCGUGGGACUGUGUUGUUUGUCCUCGGGUGACCUUGAAGAUGCUUUAGUCAAUGAUUCAAUAAACCUCAUUGUUUUUUUCUU